This is a messenger RNA of Nannospalax galili (Upper Galilee mountains blind mole rat), 2728 nucleotides long. It is a transcript of the gene Trim7, whose product is annotated as tripartite motif containing 7. Bases 226 to 1737 code for a protein of 503 amino acids. The record is from RefSeq and is a predicted model, not a curated record. Gene Ontology annotation, molecular function: protein binding; zinc ion binding. The transcript has 7 exons. Lineage: Eukaryota; Metazoa; Chordata; Mammalia; Rodentia; Spalacidae.
GGGCGAGGGUGGGGGCUGUGGGUACCUAGAGCGAGGGUACAGCGCGCUGUCCCGUCUUUGAAGGUGCACCCCCGCCUCCGCUUCCCCCUAGGAGUACCCUCGGCUCACUUCUCAGCUUGCUCGGUGUCGCCCCGCCCUUCCUUCCUCCAGUGAGGCCAGGCGGGGCCGCCCAGCUCGGAGCCACGUCCUGUAGCAUCCAGGGCCCUCCCUGUACCGAGGACACCGAUGGCCGCCGUGGGGCCGCGGACGGGGCCCGGCGCGGGGGCCGAGGCGCUGGCUCUGGCGGCAGAGCUGCAGGGCGAGGCGACCUGCUCUAUCUGCCUAGAGCUUUUCCGGGAGCCGGUGUCGGUGGAGUGCGGCCACAGCUUCUGCCGAGCCUGCAUCGCGCGCUGCUGGGAGCAUCCCGGGGCGGGGACUACCCGCGCGCUGCCCUGCCCGCUGCCCUGCCCGCAGUGCCGGGAGCCCGCGCGCCCCAGCCAGCUGCGGCCUAACCGGCAGCUGGCCGCCGUGGCCACGCUGCUUCGGCGCUUCAGCCUGCCCGGGGAGCGCGGGACCUCGGCCGCCACCGCCCCCGGCGCCGCCGCCCGCUGCGCGCAGCACGGAGAGCAGCUCAAGCUCUACUGCCAAGACGACGGGCGCGCCAUUUGCGUGGUGUGCGACCGCGCCCGCGAGCACCGAGCCCACGCGGUGCUGCCGCUGGAGGAGGCAGUGCAGGAGGCCAAGGAGCUGCUGGAGUCUAGGCUGAAGGCCUUGAAGAAGGAACUGGAAGACUAUGAGGUGUUCCGAUCUACCGAAGAGAGGGAGAGCAAAGAACUCCUGAAGCAGAUGGCAGCAGAGAAAGAGAAGGUGGGGGCAGAGUUCCAGGCACUGCGGGCCUUCCUGGUGGAGCAGGAGAGCCGGCUCCUGGGCCGUCUGGAGCUGCUGUCCUGGGAAGUGACACAGAAGCAGAAUGAGAACCUGGCCCGGUUGGGGAGUGAGAUUACUCAGCUGUCCAAACUCAGCAGUCAGAUCCAGGAGACAACUCAGAAGCCAGACCUUGACUUCCUCCAGGAAUUCAAAAACACACUAAGCAAGAGUAGCAGUGUGCCGGGUUCCAAGCCGACCACAGUCUCAUCUGAGAUGAAAAAUAAAGUGUGGAAUGUUUCCCUCAAGACUUUUGUCUUGAAAGGGCUGCUGAAGAAGUUCAAAGAGGAUCUUCAGGAAGAGCUGGAGAAAGAGGAAAAAGUGGAGCUCACUUUGGACCCCAACACGGCCAACCCCCGCCUCAUCCUGUCCCUGGACCUGAAGAGCGUGCGCCUUGGACAGCGGGCCCAGGACUUGCCCAGCCACCCCUGCCGCUUCGACACCAACACCCGGGUGCUGGCGUCCUGCGGCUUCUCCUCCGGGCGGCACCACUGGGAGGUGGAGGUGGGCUCCAAGGACGGCUGGGCCUUCGGGGUGGCCCGAGAGAGCGUGCGUCGCAAGGGCCUCAUCCCCUUUACCCCCGAGGAGGGCGUCUGGGCCCUGCAGCUCAACAGCGGCCAGUACUGGGCGGUGACCAGCCCUGAGCGGACGCCCCUCAGCUGUGGACACCUGUCCCGGGUGCGGGUGGCGCUGGACCUGGAGGUGGGGGCCGUGUCCUUCUACGCGGUGGAGGACAUGCGGCACCUCUACACCUUCCGUGUCAACUUCCAGGAGCGUGUGUUUCCUCUUUUCUCUGUUUGCUCCACUGGCACCUACUUACGAAUCUGGCCUUGAGAGACUCUGCACAGCGUUUUAGGAGGGGAUGGAUGAGCAGCGGGGAAACUCCUCUUCUUGGGACAGAGCCACCUACUGAGCCUUGGACCAGCCCUCCACACUCCUGCCCCAGGCUGCUGGGAACCCUGGAGGUACUGAAGACUGAGGAAACAGGCCCUGUGGGUGGGAGAUGCCUUGGAUUCUUGGCAUCCCUUCCCUCCUUGUUAUACUCUUGUGGAUUUGUCCUGAACAGAGAAGAGAUGGCCCUCCAUCAUACAAACGCCGAACUCUUAACAGGGGUGCUUCGAACCACAUGGGUUACCACCCUAUAUAAAAGGGUUUUUGGUUCUAAACUCUGGUCCUGCUGCACCGGGUCAGGAUUGGCCCUGGAUCAACCAGGUUCCUAUCACUUUGCCUUCUUGACAGCUCCUGGCUCUGCCUUGAUGGGGUCAAGAGACCUCUGGAUCCAGUUAGUCUGACUGGGUUGUUUAAUGAAGGAGGAGCUCUGUAGUCUGGCUCAGAAGACUGCCUGACUAGAUCUGGAAACCCUUGACUCAUACAAGAGGGAAAAGGCCGGGACAGCAGUGCACAUGUUGCUAUUCCCCCGGCACUCCUUUGCCUGAUGGUACACACUGAUAUGUGCAUCCUUGACCAGUGACACCCGACAUGUGUUCUCACAGGUACCUAGGCUUCCAGCAUCAGUGGGUAAAAAGAUCAACGGUUCCGGAAUUGUGAAACACAGGUCAACACAUAAUUUUACAGAUGCAGCUAGCAGUGCCACAGGCCUGACAAACCCUUUCUGGAACUUGCCAAAUGUAUGCUAACUGCAGAGCAUCCUGAUGUCAAGGCCUGCUUAGCCUCUGCCCUGGAGGGGUUCAGUAGGCAGGCUCCUUGUCUUCUUAGUUGACUGACUGUCUACCAAGCUGGAAGGGCAGUAGUGGGCUGUUCCCUGCUUAGUGCUCCCCUGGGAGCAGGAGGGGAACUGGAAAUACAGGUUGUGAGUACAUCUCUA